This is a messenger RNA of Neltuma alba, 1593 nucleotides long. RefSeq names its product ADP,ATP carrier protein 3, mitochondrial. The record is from RefSeq and is a predicted model, not a curated record. Lineage: Eukaryota; Viridiplantae; Streptophyta; Magnoliopsida; Fabales; Fabaceae. The transcript has 4 exons. The coding region runs from base 151 to 1290 and encodes 379 amino acids. Gene Ontology annotation, molecular function: ATP:ADP antiporter activity. Gene Ontology annotation, biological process: mitochondrial ATP transmembrane transport; mitochondrial ADP transmembrane transport. Gene Ontology annotation, cellular component: mitochondrial inner membrane.
GGCAAAUACGUCAUUAAAUAAAAACCCUAGUCUCCUUGGAGCUGCCAUUUAUACGACACUCUCGUUGUUCAUUUCCCCCUCCCUUGGCAUCUGAGGAGGACGCAUUGUGACUCUCGGCGGCCUUUUCAGGUCACCGUCUGUAUUGCAAUCAUGGCGGAGGGGUCAAGGCAUCCAUCAGUAGUUCAGAAGAUGGCUGGACAGUCAUAUCUUGUGUCCAAGCUUUCCCCCAAUUUUCACUCCAGAAACUAUAGUACAAAUGGAAAUUACUUCAUUGGAGGUGAACAAUCUUCUUUGCAGCUGGCAAGCAAUGUCAGUGGCAUGGCAGUUGUCCCGCCAAUGUUGCCCGUUACUGCGCAUGCUCCAGCAGAGAAAGGGGCAUCUGCAUUUCUAGUGGAUUUCCUGAUGGGAGGAGUAUCUGCUGCUGUCUCUAAGACUGCUGCUGCUCCAAUUGAACGAGUCAAAUUGCUUAUUCAAAAUCAGGAUGAAAUGAUCAAAAGUGGUCGAUUGUCUGAACCAUACAAGGGGAUAGGUGAUUGUUUUGCCCGAACAAUGAAGGAUGAAGGUGUUGUGGCUCUUUGGAGAGGAAACACUGCUAAUGUUAUCAGAUACUUCCCUACUCAGGCUUUGAAUUUUGCUUUCAAGGAUUAUUUCAAGAGGCUUUUCAACUUCAAAAAAGACAGAGAUGGAUACUGGAAGUGGUUUGCUGGUAAUCUGGCCUCUGGUGGGGCUGCUGGUGCUUCCUCCCUCUUGUUUGUUUAUUCUCUUGACUAUGCUCGAACUCGUUUGGCUAAUGAUGCGAAAGCUGCAAAGAAGGGUGGUGAGAGGCAGUUCAAUGGCUUGAUUGAUGUUUACAAGAAAACCAUUAAGUCUGAUGGCAUUGCUGGUCUCUACCGUGGAUUCAACAUCUCAUGUGUUGGAAUCAUAGUGUACCGGGGUCUUUACUUUGGAAUGUAUGAUUCUCUGAAGCCAGUCGUUCUGGUUGGUGGACUACAGGAUAGUUUCCUCGCUAGUUUCUUUCUGGGAUGGGGGAUUACAAUAGGUGCAGGUUUGGCAUCUUACCCAAUUGACACAGUGCGGAGAAGAAUGAUGAUGACUUCUGGAGAAGCUGUGAAAUACAACAGUUCUCUCCAUGCCUUCCAGACAAUCAUCAAGAACGAGGGUGCCAAGUCACUCUUCAAAGGUGCUGGUGCAAACAUAUUGCGUGCUGUUGCAGGUGCUGGUGUGCUUGCUGGUUAUGACAAGCUCCAGCUCAUUCUCUUCGGAAAGAAAUAUGGAUCUGGUGGUGGUUAAGACUUGAGACAGAAUGAUGACGAUAAUUUCACAAGACGGUUGUGUUUGUUCCUUUUUAAUUUAGUACUUUCGGAUAUACUAAAGAUGGUAUUUUUGGGCUUCCUAAAAUUUGAUGUGUUUGAUAUUUUGAUAUCUUAGUUUUGCAUACUUCUGAUUGGGUUUCAUCUGGAGUUUCAAACUCUGUAUUUUCCACCGUCCUAUUGGCAAAAAGUUAAAAAUUUCUCUCCCAUCCUUCAAAGUUUGUUUGGAUUGUGCUUGAUCUUGUGAAAUAGACAAUACUGGCGUCGUCCAUCGUGUUCAGUA